Messenger RNA from Plectropomus leopardus (leopard coralgrouper), 705 nucleotides. The record is from RefSeq and is a predicted model, not a curated record. Lineage: Eukaryota; Metazoa; Chordata; Actinopteri; Perciformes; Serranidae.
AUGAAUCACACGGUUCUGUCCUCUGUGGACAGUCUCUGUGCAGAGCUGUUGUCUAAUGGACGGCGAGGCUUCGACCCGUCUCCUGCAGUGACCAGGGCUGUCACAAACGUCGUGUGCACGUUAGUGUUCAGCGCUACCUAUCGCCAUGGCGACGCAGAGCUGCAGGAGGUGAUCCGCUACAAUGACGGGAUCGUCCAGACCAUCGCCAGAGGAGGACUGGUGGACAUUUACCCCUGGAUGAAGGUCUUUCCUAACAAGUGUCUCAGUAAACUGAAGGAGUGUAUCACCGUCAGAGACAGACUGCUGUCCCGAAAACUUGAGGAGCACAAGGUGUCUCUGAGUGACGGUGACCCCCGCGACCUCCUGGACGCCUUGUUAAAGGGAAAGACGGACAGUAAGUCCCCUGGUUGUGAGGAGGACAGGAUCACUGAUGACCACGUCCUGAUGACGGCGGCUGAGGCUUUUGGCGCUGGCGUGGAAACAACGUCCACCACGCUGCUGUGGAUCCUGGCGUACCUGCUGCACCACCCGCAGGUCCAGGAGCGCGUGCAGAAGGAGCUGGACGAACACGUGGGCGAGCGAGCCGUUUGCGUGUCGGACCGCGGCCGGCUGCCGUACCUGGACUGUGUCAUCAACGAGGGCAUGAGGAUCCGCCCGGUCAGCCCCGUGCUGAUCCCGCACACCGCCAUGACGGACAGCAGGUGA